ACGGAUCGCGGAUUAUCAUUCUGAUUUCUUGAAUCUUGAUUUCCUAAGCCCACCCGCAGUCCGCACUAGUUGUAUAGCUUAGUGCUUUCCGUUUCUUUAAUAACGUUUGACGGUUAAGAAUUCGUAUCUGCCGACUGUCUCUAUUCGCCACUCAAAAGACGUUUCUAUUCCUGCUUCAUCCGUAAACCGAUCGUCGACAGGAAUCAUUCGCAAAGUAGGAAAAUGGAGGCCGAAGACAAUAUCCAAAAAAUGUACAAAUACUUUGGUAUACUGGCCGACGCCAAGGAAAACAUUGCCGAGAAAGAACCUGAGUAUUUGGAAAUAUUAUCAGCAGUCAAAGGGUCAACAAAAGAAAAAAGACUUGCAUCUCAAUUUAUAACCAGAUUUUUUAAAUAUUUUCCAAACCUUGCUGCUCAAGCAUUAGAGGCUCAGCUUGAUCUUUGUGAAGAUGAAGAUAUUUGUAUACGAAAACAAGCAAUUAAAGAUUUACCGGUAUUAUGUAAAGAGGCUAAAGAAUACCUGACUAAAAUAGCAGAUAUAUUGGCUCAGUUACUUCAGGCUGAUGACCCACAAGAAUUACUUGUAGCCCAGAAUUCAUUAUUAUCACUCUUUAAAAUUGAUGCUAAAGGUGCCUUAACUGGAAUAUUUAGUCAAAUGCAAUCAAACGAAGAAAUCGUAAGGGAACGUUCUAUGAAGUUUAUAUUGAAUAAAGUAAUGGCAUUGGGCAAAGAAAUAAUUAAAAGAGAUGUAGAAGAUUUAAUAAUAGCAGAAUGUAAAAAAGUUAUGCAAAAUAUAACUUGUGAAGAAUUUGAAACACUCAUGACUAUCUUAUCGUCGACUCAUCUAAUAAAUACACCAGAUGGACAAAAAGAACUUGUUGAACUUUUGGCAAGUACUGCUGAACUUGACCAGUUUUUUAAUCCUAAAGAUUUAGAUCAAGUCAAUCGGUUCAUAACUUGUCUGGAUUUUUCUAUUCCUUUUUUUUCGGCUCAUGUAGAAUCCACUAAGUUUAUUGUGUAUAUAUGUGAAUUACUGAAUCGCUAUACCCUUAUAAAAGAUAAUGAUAAACAGUUUAUCAUUUUAAAAUCAUUAGCAGAAUCUGUACCAUAUUGUGGUAAACUGAUGAAUCCCGAAGCAGUAGUUGGACAAGUGUAUCAAGCUCUAUUAGAUUUAGUUACUGUUCCUGAGAAUGAUUCCAAUAAGAAAGUUGAAGAUAUGGAUUUACAUCGCGUUGAAGCACUUUUGUAUACUUUUCACAAACUAGGAAAACAAUGUCCAGAUUUUUUGAGCAAAGACCCUGAAAGACAGAAAGAUUUUAAGAAAAAGUUAUUGUACGUUGGAACAUGUACUCAAACAUUUGUGAAAGUUGUCAGGCAAGACUUAAAAGAAAAGGGGGAAGAAGACGUAAAAAAUGAUCCAAUUGUUGAAAAAAAAUUAGAAGGAUUGAAAUUAGCUUGUAACAUAAAUACAUUGAUAAAAGAGUUAUUCAAUAUACCUCCUAGAUUUAAAGCAACUGUCAACCUAUCCUGGCUUGGUGGUGCGACUAAGUCCAAACUUGCCCAAAUCAUUCAGGAGGGUAAAAAACAUGAGCCUAUUACAGUGGAUGGAAAAUCUAAACGGAUCGAUGGCAGCAAUAAUAGCCAACAACUAUAUCAGCCUCCAAAGGAUAAAUUUAGUGCCAAAUUCUCAAAUAAUACAAAUAAUAACAAUCGCCGUGGUGGUAGUAGUACUGGCUGGAACACUAAAAGAUCAUUUGAUACAAGCAAUGGUAAUCGUCGUUCAUGGCGACCAUACUAAUAUAUAUUACGUUUCAAUCCAUUUCAAUUUUUUUUCACACCGUGUUCUUAGUACUUUUCAUAAAAUAAGUACAUUACUGACUUAAUUAUGAAAUGUUAAUAUUUUUCAUUUAUUUUUAAGCAAUUAUGCUAAUUAUAUAAUAUGAUUAGUAUUAUUGAAAUAUGUAUAUAUUCAAUUAUUUUCUGACCAAAUAUUUUGUAAAUUCACUAAGCUUAGCCACCUUGUAACAUUCUAGAUUUAUUCUUAAGAUUUAAUUACAGUUUUGGACAAAUAAUAAAAUUGGUUCUUCCUUAA
Messenger RNA from Metopolophium dirhodum (rose-grain aphid), 2091 nucleotides. It is a transcript of the gene cass, whose product is annotated as apoptosis inhibitor 5. Gene Ontology annotation, cellular component: nucleus. Gene Ontology annotation, molecular function: RNA binding. The transcript is spliced from 9 exons. The record is from RefSeq and is a predicted model, not a curated record. Gene Ontology annotation, biological process: negative regulation of apoptotic process. NCBI's taxonomy places the organism in Eukaryota, Metazoa, Arthropoda, Insecta, Hemiptera, Aphididae. The coding region runs from base 223 to 1797 and encodes 524 amino acids.